CCGCCCUAGCAAAAUUGGAGACCAUAAUUAAUCAAACUAACCAGCCCGAAUCAACGGGCGAAACUCCUCAGCCUGAGCAACCCAAACCCAACCCCCCAGUAGAGAAACCGAAGAACCCUAUUGUAGAAAAUAAUAAAGAAUCUCAGGAAAAUAUUGAUGAACUGUCUCAUCUUCCCUUGGACGAAGCCAAAGUUAAAGCCAAAAAAGAAAUUGAAACUCUAUUUGACCGCUACGGACAGAAUAAUAAAAAUAACCAAAGAGUUGCUAAUCUUCCCUUGGAUGAGGCUAAACAAGCAACUCAAAAUGAAAUCCAGGAAUUACUACAAAAACACCAGAUAGAACUCAGUCGCUUAGACAAAAGCUCGUGA
Racocetra persica is the source of this 368-nucleotide messenger RNA. NCBI's taxonomy places the organism in Eukaryota, Fungi, Glomeromycota, Glomeromycetes, Diversisporales, Gigasporaceae. The record is from the annotation of a GenBank genome assembly.